CGGAAUCCUGGUCUGAGAACUCUUUUCAAUUUUUGCGGAAAAGCUUGAAGCAAGCGUUUUCGUUGGAGGCGUACGUUGUAAAACUGAAUAUUGUGAUAUGUAUUAUUAAUAACGUGUUAUUAUUGCUAUAAAAUAAUCACGUUUGUUUAAUUGCUUAGGGCAACGCUAUAAAUAAAAUUUAUCCCUUUUCUGACAGUUCAAUCUCGCAUCCAACUGAAGUUGCAGGUUAUACUACCUUUAUCAUUUUGAUUUUUGUACUAUUUUUGGCUCUGAAUUGAUUAGUAAUGGAAAGUAUGGACGUUGCACAAGAAGGCACGUCGGCUGCAUCCACGCCGAUUGUUGAAAAUGGGCCCGACAAAAAUGUUGCGGCGGAAGAAAUGACUUCGAGAGAUUAUUAUUUUGACUCUUACGCCCAUUUUGGUAUACACGAGGAGAUGCUAAAAGAUGAAGUACGUACUCUGACAUACAGAAACGCUAUGUACCACAACAAGCAUUUAUUCAAAGGCAAGACAGUCCUGGAUAUAGGAUGUGGGACUGGUAUUCUGUCAAUGUUUGCGGCAAAGGCAGGUGCAGCUAAAGUAAUUGCAGUGGAAUGUUCUAAUAUAGUGGACUAUGCUCGUAAGAUCAUAGAAGCUAACCGACUGGAUGAUGUCAUUGAAAUUGUAAAAGGGAAAGUGGAAGAAGUAGAAUUACCUGUUGAGAAGGUUGAUAUUAUUAUCUCUGAAUGGAUGGGAUACUGCCUGUUUUAUGAGAGUAUGCUAGAUACAGUACUAUAUGCUCGUGACAAGUGGCUCAAGUCAGAUGGCAUGCUUUUCCCUGACAGAUGCACAUUGUUUAUUUGUGGCAUUGAAGAUCGUCAGUACAAGGAUGAGAAAAUCAAUUGGUGGGACGAUGUUUAUGGUUUUGACAUGUCAUCUAUUAGGAAGGUUGCUAUCUCUGAGCCCCUUGUUGAUGUUGUGGAUGCAAAACAAGUGGUCACAAAUUCGUGUCUGUUGAAGGAAAUUGAUUUGUAUACUGUCAAAAAAGAGGAUCUCAACUUCGAGUCUAAGUUCCAUCUACAGGUACGCCGCAAUGAUUUCAUCCAGGCCUUAGUUACGUUCUUUAAUGUGGAGUUUACGAAAUCUCACAAGCGACUUGGAUUCAGCACAGCACCUGAAGCGCCAUACACACACUGGAAGCAAACAGUGUUCUACUUCGAUGAGUACAUGACGGUGAAGAAAGGCGAGGAGAUAACGGGCACUUUCUCUAUGAGACAAAACGCCCGCAACAACCGCGAUCUUGACUUCGAAGUUGAGAUCGAUUUCAAAGGUGAACUCUGUCAAGUUCUGGAGAAGAACCAUUAUCGAAUGCGCUGAGCGUUCGUCAUUCUCGCAGAGCCUACGUAUAUACCCCUUGAUACUUUACUGUUAACGCUAAAUCCUAAUAUGUAAUAACAUUUUUAUCACUACUUCCCGCUAUGGUUUAACAUUUGCAAGUGAACAGGCUUUCAUUGGUCCACUUGUAUUCCAAAAGUUAUGUCUAUUGUAGUCGGUAUAUGUAAAAUCAACGUAAUUAUAAUAUAGACGAUUGUGCAGUGCCUAAGCAGUUAGUGACCAACUAAAUUAUUAAAAAUAUUGAAUUGUCAGCAAAAUCAAAUGUUUACAAUGGAAUUAUAGUUGUGUUUAGUAUGUUAAGUAAGGAAUGCAAUAUGAUGUUUUUCAUGAACAAUUCAGUCCUACAAUCAUAUUAACAUAAAGGUUUUGAUGGAAGAUUAUCAAUUUUUUAUUUUCAAUAUUUUUUAUGCUGAGAUUUUUGUAUCUAUGAGAAAGAUGCCACAUUUAAGUUGUAUUACAGUAAAAAUAAUUUUAUGUUUCAAUAUUCGGCUGCUAACUAAUUCAGUGUCUCUGUAGCCUGUUUAUAUGCGGUGUUGUUUCUUUUAAGAAAUUGGCACAUUAAGUAUUAUAGUAUCACCUUAAGUUUUUAAUGAUAGUUUUCAUAUAACGAAUAUGUAAACGUUAACUAAAUGUAUCAAGAUGGUGGUUGCUGUGUUAUUAUUAUUAAGUAAAACUUAGGAUUUGAGCUCACUUUUCCUUUUCUGAAUUGCGGAAGGUAAUUUUUUAAAUGCUGAUUAUAGGAUGGAUGACCAAAAUACGCUUUUACAUAUAAGGCUGGGCGUAAAGACAAAAGAAAUAUAAGACUAAAUCCACGCGUCCGUCAAUGCGAUAAAUAGAUACAGAAGA
Diatraea saccharalis (sugarcane borer) is the source of this 2219-nucleotide messenger RNA. NCBI's taxonomy places the organism in Eukaryota, Metazoa, Arthropoda, Insecta, Lepidoptera, Crambidae. The record is from the annotation of a GenBank genome assembly.